Messenger RNA from Eimeria necatrix, 529 nucleotides. RefSeq lists its product as hypothetical. NCBI's taxonomy places the organism in Eukaryota, Apicomplexa, Conoidasida, Eucoccidiorida, Eimeriidae. The annotation marks the transcript as partial. The transcript has a single exon. The record is from RefSeq and is a predicted model, not a curated record.
AGCAGCAGCAGCAGCAGCAGCAGCAGCAGCAGCAGCAGCAGCAGCAGCAGCAGCAGCAGCAGCAGCAGCAGCAGCAGCAGGAAGGAGCACGCGCAGUGAAUCUCUCGCGUUGCGGCCCCAGCAGCCGCAACAGUGGCAGCAACCGCACCAAAAAGAGCAGCAGCCGCAGCAACAGCAUCAUCGGCAUCAGCAGCAGCAGCAGCAGCAGCAGCAGCAACAUCAGCAGCAGCAGCAUCACCAGCAGCAGCAGCACCACCGCCUCGAUCAUCAGUGCCAUCACCAGCAGCAGCAACAGCAUCACCAGCAGCAGCAACAGCAGCACCACCACCACCACUGUCACCGUCACCAGCAGCAGCAGCAGCACCAUCACCAUCACCAGCAGCAGCAGCAGCAGCAGCAGCAGCAGCAGCAGCAGCAGGAGCAGCAGGGUACCGCUGGCGCAGAGGUAGAACUGGUAAAGGGAGUGUUCGGUGGCUCUGAAGAGAAAGGCUUUGGCGAGUUCUUGAGGAAGGAAAACAGCAGGAUUUGA